AUGAACCAAGAUCAUGCUUUGUCCUUAGACCAAAUCAAUGCCAUAGUUGGGGCCCCCACAGAAAACACCUUUGGCCCCAAUGACCAAAUCCCACGAUAUAGUGAUCUUACAUGGUGGACUGACCAUACGCAUCAACAACCCUAUGUCUCAAGUUCUUCUAAGGGCUCAUAUCUCAUCCACCUUAUGAUGAAAGUAGCCCACAUGAUUAUUGCUUUGCUUGUCAUCCCUAGAGAACAAAGAAGCACCAUUAGCACUCUUGAGCUCAAAAUACUCUAUGCAAUGGCUCUCUUGGACGAUAACCUCAUUCCUCACUAUGGAUCACUCCUUUGCAACAAGCUCACCUGCCUUAGCACAUCAUGGUCCGGAAAAAUCUAUUGUGGAGGUAUUGUCAGUUUGUUUGCUAAAAGUGCUCCAGUCCGGGCCCCAUUUCCUGGAAUUCACCAACCUUUACCCGACGACCCCUACCUUACCAUGAAAACCGGAACAUCCUUGCCCUCAGUCGGCCUACUAACUUCACUGAUUGACAAAUCACGCCAUAUCUUUUUCCCGUCUCCUUCUCCGAGGAGGAAGAUGAAGAAGGUGGAGAAAGUGAUGAGGAUUAUGAGAGUGACGGGGCGGCACCACAAAAUUCUCCUCCCAUGGGUGGUGUCAGCUCAUCCCAUCAUGCUGGACAACCAUCAUAUCACCAGCAAUAUAUGGAUCAAUUCCAGUCGAUCCAUACCAGCCUUGACACUUACUAUCAAGAUGUCAUGA
This is a messenger RNA of Lactuca saligna, 753 nucleotides long. The record is from the annotation of a GenBank genome assembly. NCBI's taxonomy places the organism in Eukaryota, Viridiplantae, Streptophyta, Magnoliopsida, Asterales, Asteraceae.